Baudoinia panamericana UAMH 10762 is the source of this 2883-nucleotide messenger RNA. RefSeq lists its product as uncharacterized. The record is from RefSeq and is a predicted model, not a curated record. The transcript has 2 exons. Gene Ontology annotation, molecular function: GTPase activator activity. Gene Ontology annotation, biological process: activation of GTPase activity. The coding region runs from base 24 to 2576 and encodes 850 amino acids. Lineage: Eukaryota; Fungi; Ascomycota; Dothideomycetes; Mycosphaerellales; Teratosphaeriaceae.
CCGCCAUCAUUUCAGUAAAUAAUAUGGCCUCCACUGCUGGCAUCGAAGAUGCCUCCCGCGAUCCACCCAGUCCUCCAUCACCCACCGCCAGCUUCUACGACAUGAGUGACGAUUCCGAGCGCGAGUACAGCACCAUCAGGCACAGCAGGAGCGGCAAAGGCGUCAAGCUGCUAUACACGAAAAGCAAAGUCUACGUCCAUCCCACCUCCAGUGCAAGGGACAAUGUACCCGGUUAUAUUGCUUUGAUGCAGCAGAAGCCAGCUGCCGGCGAUGUUACAACUCCGUCAACAAGUCCUGAGCCAAGUGCCAGAAGAGCCCAAAGGAGGAGUCUCCUGCUCGCAUGGGUGCCCGAAAGCAGUCUAGGCGAGGCCAGCUCUACAUACGCGAAAGUGGAAAGCUCGACCUCACCUUCUCCGCCUCAACACUCCCCCCUCGUCCCCGCGCCUCCUGUUACGACAACCCACAGCUCCAGUCUAGGCACCUACGCCUUCUCUGUACCCGUCAGCGAAGUCUUCAGCAUCCUUGUCCGACCUCCCAACUCCGGCUGGUGGCAUGGAAGCGUCGUGAUCAACACACGCGCCGGCGACAGCUUCCCAGCCCUCUUCUUCCACGACUCAGAAUGCCAGAGCACGAUCGAGCAGCGCAAGCGGUUGCAGCGGGAGAACUUCAGCAUCAGCUCACCCGAAGGCAGCGGUGGCGUGUUCUGGGGUGGAGAUGAGUUGAUCCGAUGGCUGAAGAGUUACGUUCAUGUUGAAAGAUCGGCGCAGGAGCCUAGCAUCUAUCUGAUCGAUCCCAACGAUGCGGAUAAGCUGUCCUUCGGCAGUGGCGGGAAGCCGACUUCACACAAUGUGCGCAAUGUGCUGGAGGGCAAGCACAAGGAUGAGCCUGCAAUGCACAAGCAAGGCGAGGACCCGGUUACGAAAGCCUUAAAGCAAGCUCGGUGGAGCUUCUUGGAGAAGAUGGCGCAGGUCACGACCUUCACCCGCCGCACGGCGCAGGCGGUUGCCGAGAACAAGAACCUUCCACCACAAGUCAAGCGAUUGAUGCAGAGUCCGCAAGUGCAGACGGUGUCUGACGAGUUCGACUCUGCAAGGCUGUAUUUGGCACGAUGGGCUAUGGGCAUUGCGGAGCAGUCGGAGAAGGAGCGGAACCAGCGCAUCUGGACGGCGAAGGAUGUGCUGGAGAUGGAGGAGACCGGCGUUGGCGAGUUCGAGAUACUGGAUCUGGACGCUCAGAACAUUAGUCUGGCCGACAAGCGAAAGCCGGUCUCGCUGCAGGAGUGGAAGGGCUACUUCAAUGCCAGCACGGGCCGCCUGGAGCGGACGCCGGAUGAGGUCAAAGAGCGCAUCUUCCAUGGUGGACUUGCAACAGAUGACGGCGCAAGGAAGGAGGCGUGGCUCUUCUUACUAGGCGUAUACGACUGGACGUCGACGAAAGAGGAGCGGCGUGCCAAAAUGAACAGUCUACGUGACGAGUACAUCCGCCUCAAGGGGGCAUGGUGGGAGCGCAUGGUCGACGAGCAAGGCACGCUCGAAGAACGUGAGUGGUGGAAGGAGCAGAAGAUGCGCAUUGAAAAGGACGUCCACCGCACCGACCGCCACAUUCCCCUCUUCGCCGGCGAAGACAUCCCUCACCCGGACCCGGACAGCCCCUUUGCCGAAGCCGGCACAAACGUCCACCUAGAACAGAUGAAGGACAUGCUACUAACCUACAACGAGUACAACCGCGACCUGGGCUAUGUGCAAGGGAUGUCCGACCUCCUCGCGCCCAUCUACGCCAUCGAACAAGACGACGCCGUGGCAUUCUGGGGUUUCGUCAAAUUCAUGGAACGCAUGGAACGGAACUUCCUUCGAGACCAAAGCGGAAUGCGCUUGCAGCUACUAACUCUCGACCAACUCUGCCAGCUCCUCGACCCAAAACUGUACGAGCACCUGCAAAAGCUCGACAGCACAAACUUCUUCUUCUUCUUCCGCAUGCUCCUCGUCUGGUUCAAACGCGAGUUCAGCUUCGAAGACAUCCUCCGUCUCUACGAAACUCUCUGGACUGACUUCCUCUCCGCCAACUUCCACCUGUUCGUCGCCAUGGCUAUACUGGAGAAACAUCGGAAUGUCAUUAUGGAGCACUUGAAGGGCUUCGACGAGGUGUUGAAGUAUGUCAAUGAGUUGAGCGGGAGUAUCGAUCUGCCUUCUACGCUGGUCAGGGCGGAGGCGCUGUUCAAGCGCUUUCAGAGGGUUGUGGAGGCGAUCGAUCGGAAGUCUAGUUUCCCCGCUGCGCCGGUGGCGAGGCAGAGGGUACCGUUGCCCCUGCCGCCGCCGCCGGCCACGAGUCCGGGGGUUGAUGGGAGGCCGCGGCAGGCGUCGGCGGAGAGUGGGAGUGGGGCGAGGAGACGCAGUUCUUCGACUGCUGUUGCGGUUACUACGGGGAGAGAGAGGACGGUGGGCGAUCAUGUCGGUGCGGGGGUUGGGGCGGAGAAGGAGAGGGUUGUUACGCCGGAGUUGAGGGCGUUGUUGUCUAGGGAGGUACCGAAGUUGGACAAAGUUGAGGUUAGGGCGCAUGGCGGUGGGGUGGGGAGUUGAGAGUCGGUCAGCGCGGGUUGUUGUUUGAUGAUUGUAUGAUGGGAUGAUUGUUGGAGCUUCUGGCGGAAUGGCGUUGGAGGACGGUGGUUGAGUAUUGAGCAUGGAAUCGGGCGUACGAUAUACCUUCAUUACCGUCCUAAUGAGCUACGAGGGCUGCAGUAGAUCACGGUUCGUGAGCAGGGGACGCUCAUGGAGAAGUGACAUGCGUGUUAUAGCAGCAGAUAAAAGCCAGUCUCGAGUACUGUGGUGGACAGGCUGAUGAAGCACCCUAAGCUUUCGAAAAGUCAUACCAGGAGCAGUCGACGCU